Molecule: messenger RNA, 1248 nt
Organism: Colletotrichum chrysophilum
Lineage: Eukaryota; Fungi; Ascomycota; Sordariomycetes; Glomerellales; Glomerellaceae
Exons: 4
Coding region: 1-1248 (415 amino acids)
Molecular function (GO): O-methyltransferase activity
Source: RefSeq, a predicted model, not a curated record
AUGUCGGGAGACGUCGGCGAUCAGGUCCGGGUGGAGGCGACCGCCGCCGCGGACGAAGUCACCGCGGCCCUCCAGACAUUCCUCAAGGAACCCGGAACGGCCGGGAGUGACCUCGACAAGGGCCAGCGGCGGCGCAUCGUCGACGCCGCGCAAAAGCUGAUCUCUGCGGUCAAGGACCCGGGCGAUGAGUGGUUCGAUGCGACGGCGCAGGUUGCGCAGAUGGGUGCGAACAGGCUGUUUUGGGAGUGGAAGGCCUACGACCACAUCCCACCUGAGGGGAGUAUCUCAUAUGUAGAGCUCGCCAAGAAGGUUGACGCCGAGGGGUCUUUGAUACGGAGAAUCGGAGGUGUGCUCACGUCGAUGGGUAUUCUGGCGCAAGUGGGCGAUGACGCUGUUGCUCACACAAAGCGCUCGCGCAUCUACACCGACGGUCAACCCGCUGGCCAAAUCGUCGGCAUGGCCUGGGAAAAUGGCAUGGUGCCGUACGUCCAAAUGCCAGCAUACUUUGAGAAGUACGGCCGCAAAGAACCGCAAACGCUCAACCACGUCCCAGGCACCUUCGCCUACGGCGUGCCAGAGUACGGCUGGUACGAAAUGCUGCAGCACGACCCGCCACGCAUGCAGCGCUUCCUGCGCGCCAUGGGUCCCAUCGAAGAGAAGAUGCCCAUCUCGGGCAUCUACGACUUCACGUGGGUUGUCGACUACGCCAAGGCGAACCUGACGGACCGGGCGGUGUUCGUCGACGUCGGCGCCGGGCGGGGCCAGUCCAUCAAGGCGAUCCACAAGGAGAACCCGGAGCUGCCGCUAGACCGGUGCGUGCUGCAGGACCGGCCGGAGGUGGUGGAGGCCGUGAAGCAGCUCGAUGACGCCGACAUGAGACUCGUCAGGAAGCAGGUCAUAGAUUUCCACAAGGAACAACCCGAAAAAGGCGCUCUUACAUACUGGAUCAGGCGGUGUCUGCACAACUACGGCGACGAGCUCGCCGUCAACAUGCUCCGCCUCAUCGCGGACGCCAUGGCCGCGGACAGCCGGCUGCUGAUCCAGGAGGACGUGAUGGGCAACCCGCCGCAUUACACCUCCACGAUGCUGGACUUCAUGAUGUUGACGUUCGGCGGCAAGCAGCGCACGCUCGAGUGCUGGACCGACGUCCUGGGCCGCGCGGGGCUGGAGAUUCGCAGUGUGGCGAAGGGCCAGGGGCCGUGGAGGCAUCUGGCCGUGAUCGAGUGCGUCAAGGCUGGGCAGAAGUGA